UAAAGCAAGAGCUCACCACGACGGCGGCGGCACUGAGCCGUCGUGGAAUCUGGGUUAGUGGGAGCGUGCAUGCCUCCCUUUCCGUCGCUAUAAAUACUCGCCCAUCUCGUCGACUCAUCCACCACCGCCGUCGUCGUCGUCACCACGGCGGGCGUAUGCUUUGGAGCCCACACACCCACGAUCUCCCGUAGCUUCUUCCGUCUCUCUCUCUCUCUACGAGAUGGGGAGGAGGAUGGCGGCUGUCGUCUUCGCCGUCGUCGUCGUCCUCGUCGCCGGCGUCGUGCCGUCGUCACUGCGAGGAUGCAUUGCGCAGCAGAGCGGAGGAGGAGGGCUGACGAGGGGCAGCUUCCCCGAGGGGUUCGUCUUCGGCACCGCCUCCGCCGCGUACCAGUACGAGGGAGCUGUGAAGGAGGACGGGAGAGGGCAGACCAUCUGGGACACGUUCGCACACACCUUCGGAAAGAUUACCGACUUCAGCAACGCUGAUGUUGCAGUUGAUCAGUAUCAUCGUUUCGAGGAGGAUAUACAGCUCAUGGCAGACAUGGGGAUGGAUGCGUAUCGGUUCUCGAUAGCAUGGUCAAGAAUCUACCCAAAUGGUGUUGGUCAAGUCAAUCAGGCCGGCAUCGACCACUACAACAAGCUGAUCAAUGCACUGCUAGCAAAAGGGAUUCAGCCAUAUGUGACACUCUACCACUGGGACCUCCCCCAGGCCCUGGAAGACAAGUACACGGGAUGGCUUGACAGGCAGAUAGUGGAUGAUUUUGCAGCGUACGCGGAGACGUGCUUCAGGGAGUUCGGCGACAGGGUGAAGCGGUGGAUCACGCUGAACGAGCCGCACACGGUGGCCAUCCAGGGCUACGACGCCGGCCUCCAGGCCCCCGGCCGCUGCUCCGUGCUGCUCCACCUCUACUGCAAGGCCGGCAACUCCGGCACCGAGCCCUACACCGUUGCCCACCACCUCAUCCUCGCCCACGCCGCCGCCGCCGACGUCUACCGGAGGAAGUACAAGGCGACGCAGAACGGGCAGCUUGGGAUUGCGUUCGACGUGAUGUGGUUCGAGCCGAUGUCCAACACCACGCUCGACAUCGAGGCGGCCAAGAGAGCGCAGGAGUUUCAGCUCGGAUGGUUUGCUGAUCCGUUCUUCUUCGGCGACUACCCGGCGACGAUGAGGGCGAGGGUGGCGGAGAGGCUGCCGAGGUUCACGGCGGACGAGGCCGCGCUCGUGCAGGGGGCGCUGGAUUUCGUCGGCAUAAACCACUACACCACCUAUUACACGAGGCACAACAACACCAACAUCAUCGGCCGGUUGCUCAACGACACCUUGGCAGACACCGGCACCGUCAGCCUCCCAUUCAAGAACGGGAAGCCGAUUGGAGAUAGGGCAAAUUCGAUAUGGCUGUACAUUGUGCCCAGAGGGAUGAGGAGCCUGAUGAACUACGUCAAGGAAAGGUACAACAGCCCACCAGUCUACAUCACCGAAAACGGGAUGGAUGACAGCAACAACCCUUUCAUUUCCAUCAAGGACGCCCUCAAGGACAGCAAGAGGAUCAAAUACCACAAUGACUACCUCACCAAUCUAGCUGCUUCCAUCAAGGAGGACGGGUGCGACGUGCGUGGGUACUUCGCGUGGUCUCUGCUGGACAACUGGGAAUGGGCGGCCGGAUUCUCCUCGAGAUUCGGGCUCUACUUCGUCGACUACAAGGACAACCUCAAGAGAUACCCCAAGAACUCGGUGCAGUGGUUCAAGGCUCUGUUGACCUCCACAUAAGAAAGUGCAUUACCUCAUCAUGACGUGUGUGCAUGUGUGUACACACACAGACACAGAGAGAGACCCAUACGUCUGGUAUAUAUAUCUCCGAAUGUUUAUGUUUGUGGUUUUUUUUUGUUUGUGGUACGAUAGAAUCGUGUGCUAGCACACUACGAGUAGAGGGAAAAGGGAUACUGGAGAUGUGUAGUGGUAGACAAGAGCCUUGCCACCUUCAGAUUGGAUUACAACCUUGGAAAUUCUUUGGAGUUUAUUGCCGUACGUUGUGCUGUUGGCUGUUGAUA
Messenger RNA from Oryza brachyantha (malo sina), 2049 nucleotides. RefSeq names its product beta-glucosidase 6. Bases 221 to 1768 code for a protein of 515 amino acids. The record is from RefSeq and is a predicted model, not a curated record. Gene Ontology annotation, biological process: carbohydrate metabolic process. The transcript is spliced from 13 exons. NCBI's taxonomy places the organism in Eukaryota, Viridiplantae, Streptophyta, Magnoliopsida, Poales, Poaceae. Gene Ontology annotation, molecular function: beta-glucosidase activity.